Arabidopsis arenosa is the source of this 1299-nucleotide messenger RNA. The record is from the annotation of a GenBank genome assembly. NCBI's taxonomy places the organism in Eukaryota, Viridiplantae, Streptophyta, Magnoliopsida, Brassicales, Brassicaceae.
GAGAUUUGUGUGUUUUGGAGUAGCUUGUGUGGAUGGAUCUGGAAACUGAGAAUCGAAUAGCUUCAAUUCUAUUAAGAGAAGCAGCAGAAUUGAGAAGAAAAGCUGAGAAAGAAGGUGUUAGAGCAUAUCUUGAGAAGCCUAAUAUAAGGCAUCGACCUAAUUCAAGAUUUCUCAAAGCCACUGUUCUUGGUGUUCAGCAAUCAAACAAAGCGGUAGAAACCAAUGAGAUGUGGAGGGUUCGGAAGAAAGAGAUUGAGCUAGAAGAUGAAAGACACAAAGGAAAAGCACUAGAGGAAAGCAGUAGUAGCCAAAUGAAGCAGAAUGGUAGUAGUUUCAUGAAAAGGAGUUUGGAUAAGCGAUGCAGCUCGGGUGAUGAGAAAAAGGUUACGUGUGCGUCAUCCAACAAGAGAUGGUAUUCAGAAGAUGAUGAAGGCUUAGGAGAUGAUGAUAUUGAGACUUUUCUCCAAUCACGGAAGAAACGUGGAAGAGGCUCUAUCGGUCCUAUGAUGGAUGAAACAGGGCCUUAUCUUCCCGCCGAGAAUAGACCGUUUCCAAGUUGUGAUACAAGAGAGCGGAAAGUAGUCCUGGGCCCCGAGAGACCAUCUUCUUUGACACAAGGCUCAGAUAUCGAGCAUGGUCAGAGGAUAAGAAAGGACUAUAUGAAGAAACAUCGUAAGAACGACAAGAUACCAGAAAAGAAGAGGAAACGGGACAGACACUAAAGAUUCUCUCAUGACAGUAACGUUCUUUUAGUCAAAGAUGCAGAGCGAUAUCAACAGUUAUGGUAGGGGAAACAAUUUGUAGAUUAAGGCGAUAGCUAUAUUUGAGAAGCACCUUUGUGUAUACAACCUAAUCUUUGUUCGUGAACUUUUCGCAGUAACCUUGAGCACCCUUCUAUGUAGUAACUGUUAUAUACGAUUGUUUAUUUUCUUUAAACUAUUUUACGGCUUUAAUUGAUCUGUAUCUUGGGACUAAGUUUCUGGAUUAUAUCACCAUAGAAAAAGAUCAUCAAUACGCUACAUCCUGACCAUGUUCAUGUGUGUCUUGUUGAUAGAGUUAGAGGAACUCUGCUCUGGUCUGUGUUAGAGCUUAGGAUUCUGAAGAACUAUACAUACGAGUCUCUUUAUUGAUGAUCUUUUUAGAACUAGACAGAGAAUAACUAUCCAACUCCAUUUGAAUCAAAAAGUAUUCUCUAUAUUCUGCUCUGGUCUGUGUUAGAGUUUCGAUUAUUUGGGUUUGGUCUCUGUUUAUCGAACCCACAUUUCUCUAUGUUUUGGUUAAUAACAAGAUGCCAAAAAA